AUGCAUUUGACAAUCCCGGAGAAGUAUCGUGACAGUUUGGAGCUCAUAGAGCCAACUGAUCUCCGAACUGAUGAAGAAAUCUUGGCAACCUUCUCAGAAUACAAGCCCGUCACUGGUGAAAAGAAUGUCUGGGCCUAUUGGCAUGCCGGAGUGCAGAAUAUGCCUAACUGGAAUAAAAGAAAUGUCGCCGACUGGGUUCGGCUCCUGGGUCCCGAGUGGACUGUCCGUGUCGUGGACAAUUUACCUGGCUCAGUUAACAAUGUCCUUCAAUACGUUUCCAAGGACCUUUUUCCAUCGGCCUUUGUGAGCAAUACUAUGGAUGGUCAAUUUGUGGGUCAACAUGGAUCUGACUUGUCACGGACGGCUUGCUUAUACGAGUAUGGUGGAGUAUACAUGGAUGUCGGGAGCCUCCUUAUUCAACACCUCGACCGUGUCUGCUGGAACGAGAUUGGAGACUCUAACUCGCCAUACAGAGUCGCUUUGCCAAUGGUCUGGCCCCUCCUCGCUGGAAACUAUUUCAUAGCAGCUCAAAAAAAGGAUCCUUUCAUUUAUUCAUGGCAUCGCCUCCUGCUACACCUUUGGGGUGAUAGCACCCGCAUGGAAGGAGGUGUCAACCAUCCUUUGAUCGAGCUGAUCGCACCUACGGUAUUCGAGCACAUGGACCCAAAGUUCAACUUAGACUGGAAUGAUAUAAACCUCUCCGUGGUAUAUGCCUCGCAAAUGGCAUGCGCUACCCGGCUUUUCUGUCUCGAGGAAAACGAUGAAGGGUUCUCGGGCGUUGAUUACUACCGAAAUCACAUUCUCGCUUUGUCUGGGGAACUCGAUUUCGCGCGCGCAGAAUACGCAAGGGGAAUGCCUGGAUUCGGCCCUUUUGCUCUCGGAGUCCUGACUCUUCCAUACUCAGGACCGGAUGCAGAUCCGACCUCUGAAAAGUACAAGGAUGCCGAGGACAUGAUUUGGGAUCUUCUGGCAAAUGCUACUAUGUGGAAGAUCUACCACGCCAAGAACUUGACUCUCACACCCCAUCUGGGAAUUUUAUUGGAUCUGCCUGAGAAUGAAGGCAAGGAUGCGCUCCCUGGUAGUUUUGGUGAACUUCUUCGGUAUGGAACAUUGCAUCUUCGCCAAACGAGGGAACGCUCUGCGAGACCGGAGAAGGUGGAGCCAAGUCAAACUUGGAAGAAGGGAAUUAUUGAGCCGUAG
Penicillium angulare is the source of this 1200-nucleotide messenger RNA. RefSeq lists its product as uncharacterized. NCBI's taxonomy places the organism in Eukaryota, Fungi, Ascomycota, Eurotiomycetes, Eurotiales, Aspergillaceae. The record is from RefSeq and is a predicted model, not a curated record. Gene Ontology annotation, molecular function: glycosyltransferase activity. The transcript is spliced from 2 exons. The coding region runs from base 1 to 1200 and encodes 399 amino acids.